GCAGCUGAAAGGCAAGUGAGGUCUUGGCAUCUCCCCUUUGAAGCCCAGGAGGUAAUUGGUUCUACAAAUCUCAUAAUUCUGCUAGAGGAUGAAAUCUUUGCCGAUUUUUUCAACACAUUUCUCUCUCUCCCGGUCUUUGGUCAGACACCAUUUUACACUGUUGAAAAUUCACAGUGGAGCUUGUGGCCAGAACUACCCCAUGACCUGAUUGCAAAGUACAAAGGAUUAUUGACCUGGUUGGAAAAAUACCGGUUACCUUUCUUCUGUAAAACCAACCUGUGUUUCCAUUACAUUCUCUGUCAGGAGUUCAUCAGUUUCAUUAAUUCCCCGGAAGGAGCCAAGAUGCUGAGCUGGAAAAAGGCAGACCAGUGGCUACUCCAGAGAUGCAUUGGCGGGGUCAGAGGGAUGUGGCGCUUCUGUACCUACCUCAAGGGCAGUGCAGGUGAAGAGCUGGUGGAUUUCUGGAUUCUUGUUGAGAAGAUCCUGAGCAUGGAUGAGAUGAACAUGGAAGGGAGAGACUACUACCUGUCCCUCCUCUUCGUGCUGAAGGCCACCCACCUGCAGGAAAGCUCAAGGGUGGUAACUCUCUGCAACAUGAACAUCAAGCCCCUCCUGAACCUUUCCAUCUGGCAUCCCAACCAGUCAACCACCAGGAGGGAGAUCUUGAGCCACAUGCAAAAAGUGGCUCUGUUCAAACUCCAGAGCUAUUGGCUCCCCAACUUUUACACCCACGCCAAGACAGUCAUGGCCAAGGAGGAAUCGUGCCAGCUUCUGAUGCAAGAAUAUGAGACUCGCCUGUACAGCAUUUGCUAUACUCACGCGGGAGGGCUCCCUCUGAAUAUGAGCAUUAAGAAGAGCAACCACCCGCAGACACGAUACUCAAGUAGGAAGACCAAGAGGAAGAUGUGGCAGUUGAUAGACCAUGGCUCUUGGUCUCUGGAAAUGGAUACCAAGUCAGAUACCAACACUUUGCUCCCCCAGGAGCUGUGUCCUCAGGAGAAGGUGGUUGUGCAAAUGCCUUCCCGGAAAGAGGCCUCUUCAAGGGAGAGGACGAUCCAGUCUCUGGAAAAAGAUACUCUCUGUGCCAGGAAGUGCAACGUGAGGAAGAAAGCCUGGAGCCACCUCCGCAUGGAGGGCCUCUUUGAGACAGCAUUCUCUACCCACCUGAGGACUCUCACCCCCAUCAUCAAUCACUCUUCCCACAUGACGGUCAAGAAGGCCAUGAAGCAAAACUUCUCCCUGGGGUACACCCACUGGGCCUUGUGUGCGGAUGCCUGUGCAGGGAGUCCCUUCCGAGACCACCUCAAGAAGCUAAAUUUGAAAGUGGAGAUCUGCCUGCUGGACCUCUGGCAGGACCUGCACCAUUUCCUCAGUGUCCUAAUGAGUAACAGGAAAACGGGGAAAGCCAUCUUUCGGCACAUGCUGGGCAACCGGAUCUGUGAGCUCUACCUGAAUGAGCAGCUUGGUGUACGGCUACCACUAAAAGCCCAGACGAUUGAAGGCUUAAAAGAGCUGCUGCCUUCUGGGGAGAUGAACCCCUGGAUUCCCAGAGCCCAGAAGGAGAUCUGCAAGAUGCUUAGCCCCUGGUAUGCUGAAUUCCUGGAUGAAGAGGACUACUGGUUUCUAAUUUUUACAACACAGUCCAGGCUCGUCAGCACCAGGUGGCAUAAAAGAGAACCUACGAGCAGAGAAGAGAACAUUCUCCUCUAUAAGAGAUUUGAGGAAUCCCUGCAGCUAAGCCAGGGUUUGGCUAACAUGGAAGAAAUGGAAUCUAUGCAGUGGCAAAAGAUAGCUACUGAGGACCUGAAGCAAGGCGGGUCUCUCAGGAUAGAAAAGAAGUCUCCGGUGUUUCUGGCAGAUAUGGAGAAAAUGUCCUUCGAGGAACUCUGCUCUAAGUAUCCAAAGGUGGCCAUAGAGAAGAUCAGUGAUGACUACAAAAUAUAUUGUGAAAAAUCGCCUCAAAUAGAUUUUACAGUGAAAAUUGUCAAAGAACCAAAGAUGAUUUCACCCUCACGUAGGAGAAUGUCAUCCUUUAAAAGGCCUAAUGUAAGGAAGCCUUCACUAAGACCCCGCAACUUGACAGAAGUCCUCCUAAAUGCACAGCACUUGGAGUUCUUUAGGGAGUUCCUCAGAGAACGGAAGGCUGAAAGCCCAUUGCAAUUCCUGGUGGCCAUACAGAAGAUCAGUACUGAGACAAAUGAAAAGACUUACAGGUCUCUCUUUGAAAACAUAAUCAGGACUUUCUUCCACGGCAAAACCUCUCCUGAGGAAAUGCUGCAGUGUGAUGCCCCUAUUAUCAAAGAGGUCUCUAACAUGCAUCAUAUCAGCACAACAACACUGUUAAUGCUCCAGACCUAUGUCAUGAAAUCUCUGGAAGAGAAGUGGUUUAAAGAUUACCAAGACCUGUUUCCACCUCGUCCUCCGGAGGCAGAAACUGAAAUACCACUGACCUCACCAGGGAAGCCUUCAAAGAUAGUAACAACUCACCGGCAAGAAUCCCAGAAGAGAGGCUGUCUGAAGAUGAUCAGUUUCAUCCAGAGCUUCUGUAGGUACCGCAGGUUUAUGUCUAAUCCCCAUAAGCGCCAGGAAUUUGAAGACUAUCUUCGCCUGGAAAUGCACAACACCAAGGAAAAUUUUGCCGCAUCACCAAACAUAUCAGGACGCCCAUUCUCAAAUCCCACCGGGAGCCGGAGCACAGAUCACGAGAAUGGAGACGGAACCCUCAUGAAGCGCCGGCUAUUUGGCCACAGGAUUAUUACUGUCAACUUUGCAAUCAAUGAUUUGUAUUUCUUUUCUGAAAUGGAGAAAUUUAAUGAUUUGGUGAGUUCAGCUCAUGUGCUGCAAGUCAACCGGGCAUACAACGAGAAUGACGUGAUGCUAAUGAGGUCCAAAAUUAGCAUUAUCCUAAAGCUCUACCUGCAUUCGGAGGUCCCUCCUAGGCUGAGGGUGAACAUCUCUGAAUCCCAGAAGGAUGCCAUCUUUGCUGCCAUUACAGAGGGCCACCUAGAUCGGAGCAUUUUCCACGGGGCUAUCAUGGCUAUCUUCCCUGUCAUUAUGUACUUCUGGAAAAGGUUUUGUUCCUGGAAGGCUAUUCGCUCUUACUUCCUGUACAGGGGGAAGAAGUUCAAGGACCAAAAACUUUCUCCAAAGUCUGUGUACAAGCACCCUCCUUGGAGCGGAGAGCAGUUAAACUCAUCCCCUUUCCUGAAACCUGUGCCACGAUCUGUACUUGAGCAACAGGGAAAUUUAAAGAGAGGGAGGAGGAGGGGGCACAGGGCAGUGCCUGACGAGGGCAAGGCUGAAUGUCUCUGCAGUGAAAAUUUCGGGGAACCAAAGACAACAGGAGACCACGCUAUCUUAAGAUUCACUUUGCUCAGGGGUAUUGAGUGGUUGCGGCCUCAACAGCGGGAAGCAGGGGGAAGUCCGAUCCAAUACUCUUCAUCUAGCAUCCUCACCCACUCCAGACAUGCAGUCUCCACCAUGCAGCUGUAUCCUGUCCCAGGACCCAAGUUACCCGGCACCAAGAAGAAGAAGUAAUCGAGUCAGGCCCCCACCAGAGGCACAUGAUCUCUUAGAAGCCUCCUCCCACUGACAGAACCCUUUCUGGUCGGAAACAAGAUGCCCUCAUGCCAUCUGCCUUGGGAAGAUCAGUGGGGCAGCAGCCUAGACAUGGCAGGACCGGACUGCAGUGGGUAAGAUGCAGGCGGAGAGCAUGAGCAGAAGCACCUGUGCCCUCCCUGACCCUGGAGGUCCUGUCAGAGUUGGUCUUUCCACAGUGGGUGUGUAACAUAACAACUACCCUUGAGGUCAGGGGCCCUGGGUUCCAGUCUCACUCUGCAGCUGUUAUGACUUUGAGCAAAUCCUUGACUCAAGGCUACUGAAGAAUCCCAGGACAACUGUAUGCAGAUGGCAUUAAACAUUCUAGGAAACAGGUGCUGUUUUUAUCAGAUGGGAUCUUUUAUUGCCAGGGUCUUCCAAUGGACUCACACCCAUUGUCUCAGUGUGAGUAACCAUGUCUAAAAUCAUUGAUUUUUAUUUUAUUUUUUCUUUUAUGGAUUAUAACAUUUAUUUAUUUUUACUUUAUAAUGAUUUUUACUUUUUUCCAUUUAACUGGUUUACAGUGUUCUGUCCAUUUUCUACUG
Messenger RNA from Sus scrofa (pig), 4142 nucleotides. The record is from RefSeq and is a predicted model, not a curated record. Lineage: Eukaryota; Metazoa; Chordata; Mammalia; Artiodactyla; Suidae.